Messenger RNA from Cylicocyclus nassatus, 357 nucleotides. The record is from the annotation of a GenBank genome assembly. Lineage: Eukaryota; Metazoa; Nematoda; Chromadorea; Rhabditida; Strongylidae.
AUGUCUUAUUACCCAAACCAGUAUCCAGGCGGAGGCGCUCCUUACUCUCCUUAUGGACAACAAUAUCCCCAUGGUUAUCAACAGCCAUAUGGUCCACCAGCACAUGUUCAUGUCCCACCCCCGGUAAUCAUCCACGAAAAUCAUCAUCACGAAGGAAGCGCUGAGUCGCAUUCUUCCGAUAGGCAACAGGACCUGCAUCUCUACCUCCGUGACAAACCAGUGGUAAUCACCCACGAAUAUCCCGAUGAGUAUAGCUAUUUCGAUGUUGUCACCGCGGCUCUCCUCUCUAUCUUCUAUAUCGUUCUUACUUAUGCUUAUUUACACGACUUUAUAAGGUAUCUUAAUGACCAAAAAUAA